Messenger RNA from Triplophysa rosa, 1833 nucleotides. It is a transcript of the gene ccdc172, whose product is annotated as coiled-coil domain containing 172. The transcript is spliced from 8 exons. The record is from RefSeq and is a predicted model, not a curated record. Lineage: Eukaryota; Metazoa; Chordata; Actinopteri; Cypriniformes; Nemacheilidae. The coding region runs from base 57 to 836 and encodes 259 amino acids. Gene Ontology annotation, cellular component: cytoplasm.
UAAGAAUUACUUGUUUAUCCGAUUUCCACAAAGAUUCUCAUCGUAAUAAUCCAACAAUGAGUAUCGAGUCUCUUUUAGAGCACAUUUUACUGACAGAGCAGCAGGUGUCAGAGAAUAUUAGGCAGCUUCAUGAAGUUAACUCCAGCAUAAAGACCGCGCAGGACAAAAUAAACUCUUCAAGUCAAACACUGGAGAAAGCACAGCGUGAACAUGAUAAGAAGGCUCAGCUCCUGUCGGAAACCAAGAUGCAACUUGAUUUAAUAACAAAGCGACAAGAGCAACUAGAAAGGCAGAGAGAUGAGCUACUGGGACUGCAGAGAGAUCUUAGGGAGAAACUGGACAAAUUGAAAAGGGAGUCGUUGGAGGAGCGAGAGAAAUUCUUGAAGGAGAUGAUAACUUUCAAUAGUGAAUUCAAUCUAAUGAGAAACAGAAAUGUUUUUCUCGCCCAAACCCAAUCGAAGAUCCAAAGUUUGGAGCAGGAAGCUGAAACUCUAAACAAAGAGAUUGAAUUGCUGAGACAAAAUAACCCUUGGCUGAGCUCCAUGGAGGCAGAGAAGAGAUCACUAGAAACUGAGCUUCAGGAUCUACAAUCACAGCUCACAGAUAUAGAUAAAGAUCUGACUGAAGCAGUGACUCUGACAGAGCGUUUGAAGACAGAGAGGCUCAUGGUCCGUGAGAAACCCUUAACAGACAGUACCUUUGUCCGAAGCAGUGGCGGACUGGCUGUCUGGAGCACCGGGAGUUUUCCUCAAUGUGGGCCGGCCCACUCCACAGCGGUAACAGCGCUCGUCAAUGUCAAAAGGUUGGCCAAUCAAACAGAGUUUAGAGAAUUCUAGCCAAUCAAAUUUCAGAGGCCAAGCAGAAUUUAAACCAAUCAAACUGAAGAAGACAAAGGUUUCAGCCAAUUAAAUUGAAGAAGACUGGAAGACAGAAGUUCGGUAGGCGGGCGCUAACAGAAACCAAUGCGAAUUCAGUUGAUGACAGUGAAGUAGUGAGAUAUGGGAAGUCAAACAUAACAAAGCCAACUGUUUGACAAUAAAAAUGAUAAAAGAUUUUAGAGAUGCAAACUACUUAACUUUUGUGAGUUUUAAAUGAAAACUUAGGUGGUUUGUCACAUAAUGUAAGAUGUAUUUAUUUAUUAUAUAUCCAUGCUCUCCAGUGUCUAUAAAUGUGUUGCAAAUUUUUUCUUUCUUAUAGAAGCUAUCCUAUGUCACCAUUAAAGAAAUGUUGCCAUGGUAAUACCUCUCUUUAAUUGACUUGGAGUGUGAAGGAUGAGGCUAUGACAUGCUUGACUCUUACAAGCUUUUUGUUUUUUAUUUUGAAUAGUUAAUAAUUGUGAAUGUAAUAACCAUAGUAAAAGUGAGAUUGAAUUAAUUGAUACUGUAUAGCAUCACUGCAUGGCAUGUUAGUGGCAACUGUAUGUGCAGUGCAGUAUGUGUUCACUAUUAGCUGCAGCACAUUGCUGUACUGCUUGUUCACAGGAACCAACAGUUUUUUUCCACCUCUGAGCGCGUGUUAACACCCGCGCUUCGAGUUUAUUUUCAGCCUUGUCGUCUUUCACAGGUUGCACCUUGACAACAACUUGAGCUUUUUCAACACUUCUAAGACAUGCAUUGUGCUGAAAAGAAAGAAUGUGAGAGCUAGUUCAUUUAAAAUCCCUGUGUACAAAGUGAUGGUGACCAUAAUUUGGUGACCUGGUUAUAUUUAAAAUAUAAUGUUGUUUUGAACCAAAAAUCACAAAAAGCAGUUGUAAGUGCAUGUAAUACAGUAAUACAGUCUCUCACAAAUUGACUGCAUCAAAUCAGAGGUUAAAAAUUACUACUUUAAAAUGAU